Messenger RNA from Manihot esculenta (cassava), 992 nucleotides. Its product is annotated as HMG-Y-related protein A. The coding region runs from base 175 to 747 and encodes 190 amino acids. The transcript is spliced from 2 exons. The record is from RefSeq and is a predicted model, not a curated record. Gene Ontology annotation, cellular component: nucleosome; nucleus; nucleolus. Gene Ontology annotation, molecular function: double-stranded DNA binding; nucleosomal DNA binding. Gene Ontology annotation, biological process: chromosome condensation; nucleosome assembly; negative regulation of DNA recombination. NCBI's taxonomy places the organism in Eukaryota, Viridiplantae, Streptophyta, Magnoliopsida, Malpighiales, Euphorbiaceae.
UUUUGUGCAGAAUAGAUGAAAUAAACUGUUCCUUUGCAGAGUUUUGAAAGAAAGAAAAAGAAGUUGGCGUAGUUGGGAGCUGCCCUUGUGGCUGUGGGGACUCACCCAGUUUGGACUUUGAAGAAGUUUCUCACUUUCCCUCUCUCUAUCUCUUUCUCUCUCUUGGGAAAAUUAAUGGCUGCUGAAGAGGUUGAUAAGCCUCCAUCACUCCCUCCUUACCCUGAGAUGAUUUUGGCUGCACUUGAAGCAUUGAAUGAGAAAAACGGCUCUAAUAAGACAUCCAUUUCAAAGCAUAUUGAAUCAAAAUAUGGAGAAUUACCAGCUGCCCACACAACGCUACUCGCUCACCACCUCAACAAAAUGAAGGAUACCGGAGAGUUGGUCUUUUGGAAAAACAACUACAUGAAAGCAGACCCAAAUGCGCCUCCGAGGCGUGGCCGUGGGAGGCCCCCCAAACCCAAGGUUCCAUUACCACUGGGUUCUCUCCUGGCCCCUGCCAGACCUAGGGGCCGUCCUCCCAAGGACCCAAAUGCAUCCCCAACCCCAAAGUCAGUCAAACCAAAAGUUGCAGCUACAGGUAGUGGAAAGCCAAGAGGUAGGCCACGCAAGAUGGCACGUCCCACAGGAGGAAUGAGUGGAACUACUGCAACCACAACAGUGGUAAUGGCAUCAGGGACUGGGAGGCCAAGAGGUCGGCCCCCAAAAGUGAAGCCUGGUUCUGUGACUGAAGUGAGUGUUCAAAUUUAGGGUACCAGUCUUCCAGCAGUGAUAGUAGUAGUUGGACUCUGUUGUUUUCAUGUGUUUGUAGAAUUGGGUGGUGGCGUGUUUCUACCUUUACUCUUUAGGUUUGCUAAUUUGUCUAUGCAUAUGUGCAAGUUCCUGUAGAAUUGAAUGAUUGUAGUUGAUGUUGUUAAGGCUUUGUUGGUUUACUCUAGAGAAUAAUUUGGUAGUACUGAUGAUUUGUUCUAUAAUUCAGUUUGCUGUUUCUAUUA